This is a messenger RNA of Acaulospora morrowiae, 2118 nucleotides long. Lineage: Eukaryota; Fungi; Glomeromycota; Glomeromycetes; Diversisporales; Acaulosporaceae. The record is from the annotation of a GenBank genome assembly.
AUGUAUGAAUUAUAUUCAUAUUUUAUGUUAUUCGUUAUUUUUUUCGCAAUCAUUUAUCAUGGUUUUAAUAAUUUCCGUCGCCCUGUUUUAAAAGUCACUGUUAUUAAAGAAGACUCUGAAGGUUACACUAUUGAAAAGCAUUUUAAAUUAUUACUCAAUGAAAAACUUACGCUGGUUCGAGCCAAGCUUAAAGGAAAUAAACCUAGUGAUCUUCACAUGGGAUCAAAUUGUUACUUUCUGUCAAAAUAUCGAAGAUUGCUAUCACGAAGUGAAGAAGAUAACACAUGUUUAUUGCAAAUAGCUGAAAUAAAAAACGAAGAAUAUUUGAUAUAUGUUAAACAAACGGAAGGUUUAGACAAUACUUUGUCUAAUCAAAUUGUCAAGGUCAAUAUUCAUCAAAUUAAGAUUUUCGAGUAUUUUAAUGGUGAUAAUUCAAAAUUUAACAACACACAAGGAGUUCACUUCGUGGAUUCUUUAGCAUGCAAGAUUUCAAAAAUCACUAUCUCUAAUAACUUGCCCAAAAAGUUUCAAGCGAAAUUAGUGAAUUCGACAAAAAGAGAAGACUCCUUUUUAUUAGAAAAUCAUAUUUGUACAUCUGCUAAUAAUUUAAAAUGGGUACUCGACGAUUAUAUUGUGAAGAAUCCUUUGGAUUCCACAAACGAUAUUUAUCUAGAAAUACAAUGUUCACGUGUCGAAAUAAUUGUUGAUAAAGAAUCAAUUAUGCCAUCUGAAAUAUUGAUAACCAAUAUAACCAAGGCUCUGGAACAUACUGACCCUUAUCACGAACUACUACGAGUAUUCAGAAUUUUCGGGCAUUUUUUACCUAGUAAGAUUAUCCUGGGACAUAAAGUAUACAAAAUGAUUUCAGUGAGUAGGAAUAAACCGGCCGAAUGUAUAAAUUGUGAAGAUUUUGCGGCAAACAAGAACGAUAUUUUGGACAGAUGGAAGGAGUUCAUUAGACCAUACUACUUUGACUCUCCUUAUUUAGUAUCAAUUAACGGUGAUAUAAUUAUGGAAGAUAAACUUGAAGAAUGGAUGAACUCUUGUUUAGCAAGCGAUACAAGCUCAUUAGAGAUCAUUAAUUGGAAUGACUUAUACCCAUUAUACGAAAUACUCGAAAACCCCCUUCGUCAAGUAGUCAAAUCCGUUCUUGAAAUAGAUGAUCAAGUGGGGAACUCGGAAGCUAAGGAGAAGGUUCUCAUGGUAGGAAUAAUCUCAAUAGAAGAUCAAAAAUAUGAUCACGUAAAUUUUCCCGAACAGCUUAAAUCCGACAAAAUAAAGGAACAUGGAUAUUACUAUCGUGUAAAUUUUCCCAAGCAACUCAAAUCCAAUAAGUAUAAAAUAUUUGGAAAACUCAUGACACAAAAUGGAGAGUCAGUUGAUAAUGUGGUGGUUAAGUUCAGAUCAAUGGACACGCGUGGAUUCUCAGCAAGAAUUGAAAAAUUUGAAGAGAAAGAAUUAAAUAAUCUUCAAAUAACUUGGUUGUUAAUUGGAAGCCCUGCUCAAAUAGGUUUUUAUAGUCGAGAAACGCGAGAAAUCUCUGUAUUACGCUCGAAUAACUCUUCUUUUAUGCGAAAUCCUGACGUGGGUAAUUGGGAUAUUCAAUUAGAAGACAUUCCGGAUAUUUUACCAAGCGACUCGAUUCUUAUUACUUCAUUUGCAUAUCCCCUGUCAAACAUCGAUCCAAAUUUCAUACCCAACAUUAGUAAUUAUGCUGAUAACAAAAUUACGGUUAAUGUUCAUGACCCCGAUUAUUACGAAAGAAAAGAAAAUAUUAAAGGCUAUUAUGAUGUGGAGGAAAAUAAAAACAAGGGGGAUGAAGAAGAAGAAAAAAAAAGUGAUAAUGAAUCCUAUAGCGAAAAAUGCGAGUUCAAGUGGUGCAUUAUUCAUGUCCCAGAAUAUCUCCAAUUUGAUGUUGACUUUAAUGUUACUAUAAAAUCAAUCCAUUUGAAGAAAAUAGGUCAGAACAUAAAAGAAACUCAAUUGAAAAAAACAGUUCCUAUCGAGCCUAUUCCUACAACAGCAACAAGUUCAAAGGAAGAGUUUUCACCAUACAGUGUUGAAUCACAACUCGUGAAAAAUAAGAGUAAAGAAUGUAAGAAUUCCUACAUGUUUUAA